CGAAAUCCUAUUGUAGUGCACAUGCCUGUGCCUGUUCCGCAGCCGGUGCCGCACCCGGUUCCGCAACCGGUAGCAGUACCCGUGGCGGUGCCGGUCGCUAGGCCCAUACCGAUCAUCGCCGUGCCCGUGCCGAUUCACAUCGACCGCGCCGUGCCGGUGCCUAAGCCGUAUCCCGUCGCCGUGGAGAAGAUCGUCCACGUGGACCGGCCGGUCCCGGUGCCGGUCGAGAAGCCGGUGCACGUCCCGGUCGAUCGGCCGGUGCACGUGCCGGUGCCGGUACCGAGACCGUAUCCCGUCGCCUUCGAGAAGAUCGUGCAUGUGGACCGACCGUAUCCGGUGCACGUGGCUGUGCCGGUGCACGUGCCGAAGCCGUACCCGGUCGCCAUACACGCGCACUAUAAGUCACACGGUUGGUAA
Wasmannia auropunctata (little fire ant) is the source of this 417-nucleotide messenger RNA. RefSeq names its product zinc finger protein 512B-like. The record is from RefSeq and is a predicted model, not a curated record. The annotation marks the transcript as partial. The transcript is spliced from 2 exons. Lineage: Eukaryota; Metazoa; Arthropoda; Insecta; Hymenoptera; Formicidae.